This is a messenger RNA of Pelecanus crispus (Dalmatian pelican), 1043 nucleotides long. The record is from RefSeq and is a predicted model, not a curated record. Lineage: Eukaryota; Metazoa; Chordata; Aves; Pelecaniformes; Pelecanidae.
AGAGAUUGGUGAAAGUGUGAGAGGAGAAGAUGUGUACAUCAUCCAGAGUGGCUGUGGAGAAAUAAACGACAACUUAAUGGAACUGCUCAUCAUGAUCAAUGCUUGCAAGAUUGCAUCAUCCUCCAGAGUGACUGCUGUAAUUCCAUGUUUUCCAUAUGCCAGGCAAGAUAAGAAAGACAAGAAGGGGUCCGUGGAGCGUUGGAGUCGUGCUCCAAUCUCUGCAAAACUUGUUGCCAACAUGCUGUCAGUUGCAGGGGCUGACCACAUCAUCACCAUGGACUUGCAUGCUUCUCAGAUCCAGGGUUUCUUUGACAUUCCAGUAGAUAACCUGUAUGCAGAACCUGCAGUGCUGCAGUGGAUUAAAGAGAACAUUUUGGAGUGGAGAAACUGUAUCAUAGUCUCACCUGAUGCAGGUGGUGCAAAAAGGGUUACUUCAAUAGCUGACAGACUGAAUGUGGAAUUUGCUCUCAUUCAUAAGGAAAGAAAGAAGGCAAAUGAAGUGGACAGAAUGGUCUUGGUUGGUGAUGUGAAAGACAGAGUAGCAAUUCUUGUCGAUGAUAUGGCUGACACGUGUGGCACAAUAUGUCAUGCAGCAGACAAGUUAGUAUCUGCUGGAGCUACUAAAGUUUACGCCAUUCUUACUCAUGGCAUCUUUUCUGGUCCUGCUAUUUCUCGGAUUAAUAAUGCAUCAUUUGAGGCUGUUGUGGUAACUAAUACAAUCCCCCAAGAAGAGAAAAUGAAACACUGCCCAAAAAUUCAGUUUAUUGACAUUUCCAUGAUCCUGGCUGAGGCAAUUCGAAGAACACACAAUGGUGAAUCAGUGUCUUACCUGUUCAGUCACGUCCCCUUGUAACUGCAGGAGAUUAUGUUGCAUCUUUGCAAGGGUCCCUUCAGCUAGCACUGUUGUUCUUAACAAUGCAUCUCAACCACAAGGAAUGAGUAUCUUUGUACAAUUCCAGAGCUUGUGUGUUUAAUUAUUAUAUUUGUCUUGUAAUUACCAUUUGUUCUUUGUAAAUGGGCAAUAAAUCUCCAUCUUGCAGAAA